GUGAUCUCUGCCUGAGAGUAGGAGCUCGUUAGGAAAAUCGGAUAUAGUAAACAAUCACAUGGGCGGAGUAGGCCGGAACUAAAAGGACCUGCUAACGGAUCUUGUACGUGUCUGUCACUCAUGACCCCCUGUGAUGUCUUUCGGGGGCGACUGUUUCACAGAUGAAGGUGGUCCCGUCGUAGAUCAGCUCUGGGCGGCACUAUCUAAACGUCGUGGACGGGUUUUACUUGAGCUGAAUUGCCGAACCCGAACCGCGAACAUGAAUGAAUGAAUGAAUGACGUCAUAUACAUAUGUUGAAGUUGAUAAAAUGUCAUGUGUCAGUCUC
Amoebophrya sp. A25 is the source of this 326-nucleotide messenger RNA. The record is from the annotation of a GenBank genome assembly. Lineage: Eukaryota; Dinophyceae; Syndiniales; Amoebophryaceae.